UUUUCCCUGUCAAUAAUCCUGGAUCCCAGACUUCUCCGUUCCUCCGGAUUUCGAUCCCCCUUUUUCUAUCUGUCAAUCAGCGCCGCCUUUGAACUGAAAAGCUCUCAGUCUAACUUCAACUCACUCAAAUCCGAGCGGCACCGGCUCCCUAUAUCCGCGCCCCCCCCUUUACAGCUGACUUGUUUGGGGUUUGUUUGCUGCAUUUUUUUAUACUUCCCCCCUCCCCCGUUUCUCCCUCCCUCCUUAUAUAAUUUUUUUUUAUUAAUUUUUUUGUGUCUACCCGCGUGCGUCUGCGUGCGCGCUUUACAUGCUGAUCUGAUCUUCGGAAGAAAGAGAGAGAGAGAGAGAGAGAAAAUCCAGAAGAAGGAAAAGAAGAAACCCAAAGUCACUGGUGCAAAAGGAAAGGAGCAGGGACACUGCCCUCCCCUCCUCCUCCUCCCUCUUUUCCCCUCCCCAGGAGGAAAGAGAAGGGGGGGAAAACUUUCACCUUGGACUCUUUUUUGAAAAAUUGCAAACUUCCCCCUUUUCUUUUCUUUUCAUCCUCCCCCCCUUUAUUUUUUUUCUUCUUCAUUUCCUCCCCUUUUUCUUCCUGCAAAAUUGCUGCUGGUGGGAUAAGCCAGGAGGAAAAUGCCGCAACUCAAUGGCGGUGGAGGGGACGAUUUGGGGGCGAAUGACGAAUUGAUCUCUUUUAAAGACGAAGGGGAGCAAGAAGAGAAGAUCUCGGAGAACUCCUCGGCAGAGAGGGAUUUAGCCGAUGUCAAAUCGUCUCUAGUCAAUGAAUCAGAAACGAAUCAAAACAGCUCCUCAGACUCGGAGGCGGAGAGGCGGCCUCCGCCUCGGUCCGAAAGUUUCCGAGAUAAAUCCAGAGAAAGUUUAGAGGAAGCUGCGAAAAGGCAAGAUGGAGGGCUGUUUAAGGGCCCACCGUACCCUGGGUAUCCCUUUAUAAUGAUCCCCGACUUGACCGGCCCCUACCUCCCCAAUGGAUCCCUCUCGCCCACGGCAAGAACGUACCUCCAGAUGAAAUGGCCACUGCUUGAUGUUCAGGCAGGGAACCUACAGAGUAGGCAAGCCCUCAAGGAUGCUAGGUCUCCAUCUCCAGCACAUAUUGUUUCUAACAAAGUCCCAGUUGUGCAGCACCCGCACCAUGUACAUCCUCUUACGCCGCUUAUUACAUACAGCAAUGAACACUUCACACCGGGCAAUCCUCCUCCACACUUACCAGCCGACGUAGAUCCAAAAACAGGAAUUCCACGGCCUCCGCACCCUCCAGAUAUAUCUCCUUAUUAUCCGCUAUCACCGGGCACUGUAGGGCAAAUCCCCCAUCCGCUAGGAUGGUUAGUACCACAGCAAGGUCAACCAGUCUAUCCAAUCACAACAGGGGGGUUCCGACAUCCCUACCCAACUGCCCUGACUGUCAACGCUUCCAUGUCAAGCUUUCUCUCCUCUAGGUUCCCUCCACAUAUGGUCCCUCCACACCAUAGUUUACAUACAACUGGGAUCCCUCAUCCAGCCAUAGUCACCCCAACAGUCAAACAGGAAUCUUCCCAGAAUGAUGUUGGCUCACUCCACAGCUCAAAACAUCAGGACUCCAAAAAAGAAGAGGAGAAAAAGAAGCCACACAUAAAGAAACCUCUUAAUGCAUUUAUGUUGUAUAUGAAGGAAAUGAGAGCAAAGGUUGUAGCAGAAUGCACAUUGAAAGAGAGUGCAGCCAUCAAUCAAAUCCUUGGUCGAAGGUGGCAUGCAUUAUCCAGAGAAGAACAAGCAAAGUACUAUGAACUAGCCAGAAAGGAACGACAGCUCCACAUGCAACUUUACCCCGGCUGGUCCGCACGGGAUAACUAUGUAGGUGGCUAUGGCAAGAAGAAGAAGAGGAAAAGGGACAAACAGCCAGGAGAGACCAAUGAACACAGCGAAUGUUUCCUAAAUCCUUGCCUUUCACUUCCUCCGAUUACAGACCUGAGCGCACCUAAGAAAUGCCGAGCGCGCUUUGGCCUUGAUCAACAGAAUAACUGGUGCGGUCCCUGCAGGAGAAAAAAAAAGUGCGUUCGCUACAUACAAGGUGAAGGCAGCUGCGUCAGCCCACCCUCUUCAGAUGGAAGCCUACUAGACUCUCCUCCGUCUUCUCCCAAUAUGCUAGCCUCCCCCACAAGAGACUCAAAACCACAGACUGAACAAACCCAACCUCUCUCGCUCUCAUUGAAACCUGACCCACUGGUGCACCUCUCGAUGAUGCCGCCCCCGCCGUCCUCCAUAGUCCUGACGGAAAACUCCACUAGCAAAUCCAGCAGCCUGCCUGCUAGUAAUUGUCAGAACGGGGGUUUAGAACAUCAGUCUGCCACUUUACAGCAGCCGGCGCCAUCUUCUUCUUUGUUAGCACAACCGUCAACAUCCUCCUUGCAUUCCCACAAUUCUUUGGCUGGGAGCCAGCCACAGCCGCUCUCACUUGUAACCAAGUCUUUAGAAUAGCUUUAGCCUCUCGUAGCCCU
Euleptes europaea (tarantolino) is the source of this 2486-nucleotide messenger RNA. It is a transcript of the gene TCF7L2, whose product is annotated as transcription factor 7 like 2. The transcript has 14 exons. Gene Ontology annotation, cellular component: beta-catenin-TCF complex; catenin-TCF7L2 complex. NCBI's taxonomy places the organism in Eukaryota, Metazoa, Chordata, Lepidosauria, Squamata, Sphaerodactylidae. Gene Ontology annotation, molecular function: DNA-binding transcription factor activity, RNA polymerase II-specific; RNA polymerase II cis-regulatory region sequence-specific DNA binding. The record is from RefSeq and is a predicted model, not a curated record. The coding region runs from base 628 to 2466 and encodes 612 amino acids. Gene Ontology annotation, biological process: regulation of transcription by RNA polymerase II; canonical Wnt signaling pathway.